AUGAUCUCGUCGUUAACCUAUAUCGGAGGCGCAGACAAGGCUGGACCAAGCCAAUAUGGAGAAGAUGAAAAUAAGGAGGAAGAUGGCAUCAGAGUCAUCACACUCUCUGGAUCGAACCUAGGAGUUAGCCACCAUGAAGAAUUGAAGACCAAGCUUGACAACAACAAUAAUCAUGGAGGAGACAAGAAUGAGCUUGAUGAUUUCCUUAGCACCUAUGUUAAUAGCAACUUUCAAGCUAUGAACAACUCCAUAAUGAUUCUGGAGGUUUUUGGUUCUAAUAACUUGUUGGAAUUGUAA
This is a messenger RNA of Microthlaspi erraticum, 297 nucleotides long. The record is from the annotation of a GenBank genome assembly. Lineage: Eukaryota; Viridiplantae; Streptophyta; Magnoliopsida; Brassicales; Brassicaceae.